Messenger RNA from Phyllotreta striolata, 1362 nucleotides. The record is from the annotation of a GenBank genome assembly. NCBI's taxonomy places the organism in Eukaryota, Metazoa, Arthropoda, Insecta, Coleoptera, Chrysomelidae.
AUGACAGUCCAACAGUAUUGUUUACGAUGGAACAACCAUCAGCCAAACUUCAUAUCAGUCUUCUCCAGUCUUCUGAGUAGCCAAUCAUUAGUAGACGUCACAUUGGCAGCCGAAGGGAAACAAUUACAAGCGCACAAAGUAGUCCUAUCGGCCUGUAGCUCGUACUUCCAGUCAUUGUUCGCCACAAAUCCUUGCAAACAUCCCAUUGUCAUCCUCAAAGAUGUGAAAUUCUUGGAUCUAAGAGUAAUGGUGGAUUUUAUGUAUCACGGAGAAGUGAGCGUGUCUCAGGAACAAUUACCUUGCAUAUUGAAAACGGCGGAAAUGUUGAAAAUCAAAGGUUUGACGGAGAUUCCUAUGGAAAAUACGGCUGCGAAAUGUCAAGGCCAAUCGAUGGAAAAACAGGAAAUGCUUCAGAAUACUGAAAACUGGAGUUUAGAGGAAAGCAGACCCAUCAGCCCUUCUUCACCUUCGAGUAAAAGGAGGAAAUUGAAAAAAAACGUAAUAUGCAACCCAACGAUUACAACCGAAUCAGCGGAAGGUAUAUCCAAUGAAAUUUUAUUGAGCGCCAGCGACAACGUAUUCGAUACAGUUUUAAAAACGGACGACAACAGGAGCCUCGAAGAGAGCCCCCAAAAGUACAACGGCAUCCCGGUGUCCAGUAUACAACCUUCUACGUCGCACCAUAGAGAAACCGAACCAGCUCAUCAAAUAAUUACACAAAUAACUCCACCCGAAGACGUGAAUACGCCCCAGCACAUAGAAUGCCCUUCGGUCGAAAUUCCUCGUACCUGCACAACCAGCCAACCGACGUCCGCCGCCUUCGCGCGCCGCUCGUCGCCGACGCCGCCGCCCCUCGACGUGCCGCACAUGGGCCCCAAGCGCGGGCGCUUCCUCAUGCGGCAGUCUCGGAUAAAGCGCGAGCCCGACCUGUCCCACGACCAGGACGCCGAGCCCGCCGGCGCGCUCUCCCAGUACCUCACCGUCCCGACGCCCCUGCGCAUCGAGCGCCAGUGCUCCGAGCCGACGCCGUGCGUCUCGACGUCGCCCGAUCUGCUGCACGUGCCCGAGCACGUGCUCGUCAAGCAGCACUCCCAUCCCAUAUUGCCCAGCCAAUCCGCAGAGGGGGGUACGAGGUCGAGCCAUUGCCCGGUGGUGCGACAGGGGCCGGCGUUGGGGUGCAAUUAUUGCUGGAACACGGUGGACACGCACGGCAGGAUAUUGAGAAGGAAGACGAAGUACCACUGUCCCGAGUGCCAGACGAACCUGUGCAUAGUGCCGUGCUUCCAGGAGUACCACAAGAACCAGCCGGCCAAUCGGGCGCCGUCGCCGACGAUCGUUAAAACUCACCCGAAGAGUAUGUAA